Morone saxatilis (striped sea-bass) is the source of this 4733-nucleotide messenger RNA. It is a transcript of the gene larp1b, whose product is annotated as La ribonucleoprotein 1B. The record is from RefSeq and is a predicted model, not a curated record. Gene Ontology annotation, molecular function: RNA cap binding. Gene Ontology annotation, cellular component: cytoplasmic stress granule; cytosol. Gene Ontology annotation, biological process: mRNA stabilization; positive regulation of translation. NCBI's taxonomy places the organism in Eukaryota, Metazoa, Chordata, Actinopteri, Moronidae.
AUCAACAAAACGCUCUGAAAGUCGUCCGUGCCAGCAAGCCCAGAACGAGAAAAUCCAGCAAGUCAAGUGACUUCAGUGAUAUCACAAACUGGCCCACACCUGGUGAACUGGCCAAAGAGGAAUUUAAGAGGCCUGACGAAGGAUCUAACAACAGAACAGGCAAAAAUCAGCAACAAAAUGUCCUAAACAACAACGGAAAGAAGCCUCCUUCCUCACGCAGAGAGAAGGAGAAGAGGAGGGAGCGAACGGAUAGGAAAUCAGAGAGCAGCCAUGACGGUGGAGAAAGCAAAGAGAACCAGGAGGCUCAGCUGGACCCGCUGGGUGAGCUGCCCAAAGACGGAGAGUCCAAGGCGGGACAGGAUGCCAAGAGCGCCGCCCUGAAGAAGCGAGGAGGUGAGGGUAACAAACGUAAGUGGGUUUCUCUGCCACUGGAGGAAGUGUCCCGGGACGACGGCGACAAGACGCACGGCGGGGACACAGAGCCAGAACCUGACCCCACGUCGCCCAAUCACACACUCCAUAAUAACAGGGCGCAUGAUAGCAGCAGGAGUUGGAGAAGAGAGCAACGGGACUUUGGGGACGAUACCGCCAGCGUCCGAAGUGACGGUGGGAGCGUGCGGGGAGGAAUACGAGGCAGAGGGAAAGGUCGUGGGCGCGGGAGAGGUCGCGGGCGAGGCCGUUAUGAAUACUCUCAGAGCUUCCGGGACUCUCAGUCGUCUGAUGGCUCCUCUCAGGUCCCGUCAGAGUUUGGCACCAACAUGGUUUACUACUACGAUGACGGCAACAAGGUCCAGAUGUACACAGUGGACGAAAAGCUUCUCAAAGAAUACAUCAAACGCCAAAUUGAGUACUACUUCAGCCUCCACAACCUGGAGCGAGACUUCUUCCUGAGGAGAAAGAUGGACGCGCAGGGCUUCCUCCCCAUCUCCCUCAUCGCCAGCUUCCACAGAGUGCAGGCUCUCACUAUGGAUAUCAGCCUCAUCAUGGAGGCUCUAAAGAGCAGCAAAGAGGUGGAGCUGGUGGACAAUAAGGUUCGCUGUAAAUCCGACCCCGAGCGCUGGCCCAUUCCCAGCCCUGCCGUCGUGGGUUCCCCUCGGACCGACUUCUCCCAGCUCAUCAACUGUCCAGAGUUUGUUCCUAGACAGACGGUCAACUCCACGAACUCCGCCUCAUCGCCUGUGACAAAGACUCCUGAGUCUGCUGAGCCCGAGGACUCAGCUGAGCCCAGCUCCUCCAGCCAGGAGUCACUCCCGACUGCAGACGCCUCCAAAGACGCCCCCGCCCCGCAGCCCGACCCCGACGCCUGGAUCCAGGUGGAGAAACGCCACCGACAGCCCCCCGGAAAGACAAAGCAUUCAGUCAGGGAUGAUGUGUGUGCUGUCAGCCCUUCUCCUUCCUCAGAGCUUCAACCCGACCUCCUGCCCUUUGCAGAGCGUGGCGAGACGCUUCCACGCAGCCACCAUGCUCCUCCGCAGGCCGAGCCCGACCAGGAGGAGCUGGACUUCCUGUUCGAUGAAGAGAUGGAGCAGAUGGCGCCGAGGAAGAACAGGUUUACAGAUUGGUCAGACGAGGACGACUCGGACUAUGAGAUGGACGACCAAGACGUCAACAAGAUCCUUAUCGUCACCCAGACCCCUCCCUACAUCCGUAAGCACCCCGGUGGCGACCGGACGGGCAACCACGAGUCCAGAGCCAAACUCACCACGGACCUGGCUAAGGCCAUCAACGACGGGCUGUACUACUACGAACAGGACCUGUGGAAGGGAGAGGAACAGAUCGAGUGCAGCAAGCAGGAAGUGGAGAACUUCAAGAAGCUGAACGUGAUCAGUAAAGAUGAGUUUGACACUCUCACCCCCAAAGUGCCCGUUGACCCAAACCAGGAAGUCCCGCCUCCUCCAAUGCCAGUGGACAGCGGAGCAGAAUUGGCCCGGUCUCUGCCCACAACGGUCCCAGAGUCACCCCACACUCACCAACCCCGAACCCCCAAAACGCCUCGCACCCCCGGACGCCAGGACCCCAACAAGACGCCUCGCUUCUACCCCGUCAUGAAAGAGAGCGGCACCAUCGACGGCCAGACGCCGAGGAAGAAGAAAACGAGCCACAGUUCGAACCCUCCUCAGGAAGCCCACAUCGGCUGGGUGAUGGACUCCCGUGAACACCGGCCGCGCUCUGCAUCCAUCAGCAGCUCCAACGCCUCCCCAUCAGAAGGAGCCCCGCUGACAGGAAGUUACGGAUGCACCCCCCAGUCUCUGCCCAAAUUCUGGCAUCCAUCCCACGAGAUGCUGAGGGACAACGGCUUCACUCAGCAGGGAUACCACAAGUACCGCCGACGGUGCCUUAACGAGAGGAAACGGUUGGGGAUCGGCCAGUCUCAGGAGAUGAACACUCUGUUCAGGUUCUGGUCCUUCUUCCUGAGGGACAACUUCAACAGGAAGAUGUAUGAGGAGUUCAAACAGUGUGCGCUGGAAGAUGCCAAAGAAAACAACAGGUACGGACUGGAAUGUCUCUUCAGAUACUACAGCUACGGUUUGGAGAAGAGAUUCAGGUUAGAUCUGUUCAAGGACUUUCAAGAAGAGACCCUCAAGGACUUUGAGAAAGCCCCCGAUGGGAGAGGAGGGAGGCAGGAGGAGACGUCACUCAUCCUCGGCCGGGGAUGAAGGGAGGCGUCGGCGACAUCCUUCCAACUCUACCUCAAAACCCACGCAGGCCUCCAAAUCCUCUAACGCCGCCGCUCACCCUGCCGCCGCCGCCACCGCUGCCGCUCAGAACACACCCAAAGACAACGCCCAGAAAUCAGCAGCAGCCACCGCCCCGAGGAAAAAGGCCGAGCCCGGAGCAGUGAAGAAGGAAAGCGUCGCACCAAGUAAAUGAAGCUCCCCUCCUGUAGGUGUGGGUUCGGAUAGAAGAGAAGUAGAGCGAGGCGGCGAUGAUGGCGGCGGGCGGAAGCAGCUCUGAGCUCAGCGUUCGUUCUUCUCAGCGGCAAACUGUUUGGGCAUGAAGAGCGACUGCGCGUGGUUGACUUAAAUUUGACUGUUUUUAUCUGUGCAUUUCAUUUUAAAAGCAAAAACAAGCAUAGGCAGUGAGCUUGAAUCUGUGCGCCUGACAGCUCGUAACGUUUACAAAAAAAACAAAAAAAAAAUGCAUUCCCUGCAUUUUGCCUUUUUAUUCUCUCAGAUGCCAAAAACUUCCUCAACAACCUGUUGAUCUCCACAAUCUGUAAACAGCUCUGGUCUGUAAAGAGCUCUCUCAGCCUUGUUUUUUAAAACUGUGAUUGUAGUUUGCCAAGAUAAGAGAUACUGCAGACAGUCCUGUGUGCCUUAAUCUGAUUGAGCAGAGAGACAGGAGGCCUUUCAGUGGCAGAAGAAUCCAAAUUUUGCUCUUUUAAAGUCUUCCCAAUCGAUUAUUUUGGGUUUUGAAUAUGUUUAAAAUCUGAUACCACUUCAGGUUUUUAUUUUCUCGAGACAUAAAUAUCCUCAGUUUUUUUUUAAUUUUUUAUUAUCAUGACAAUCAAGUUGACAGCUGCAGUCAUAAAUUUGUGAAGGACUGACCCCGAGGCAGCUGCUCCGUAACAGAUGUGCCCUGAUGUUUUUUAAAGUCUGACUCACGAAGGCUUCCUGGCUUAAACUUCAUCACGUCGGUUUUCGAUUUAAAAAAUAAUAAUGACACAUUUUAUCUGGGAAGCUUUAGGUCCCAUUUUACACCCAGAGGUAGUAUAAUUUAUUGUUUUUGUUUUUAUUUUUCCAUGUACUUGAUUUGAUGGAAUAGUCUUCGGUAAUCAUUGCAGUUUUUAAUGGCUUUUUGCUAUUGAAUAUGAUAUAUAUAAAAAAAGAGGAAAUGUUUCUGCUGGAAUUAUGGGUGUGAGCUAGCAUCAUAAAAAACUACAGUAUAUUUUAGCUUGAAGUUUACUUCAUAUUAUGUUUGAGGCUUAGUGCUCCAGAAGCACUUAAAUCUUUCCUUUUACGUUAUCAAUGGACUUAAAGAGGUUUUUAGAGUUGAAUUUUAAAAGAAAAAAAAUGUAAAUACUAUAAAAAAUCAUUUGCUAUUCAAUUAUUCUUUUUGAUUUUAAGAAGUGAUUUUUGUUUUAUCUCGGUAGUUUUGGUUUUUUGAGUGUGUUUUUAGGAUAAAGCAAUGCAUGUGUUAAUGCCAGAGUCUUGAAUUGUAAAAUGCAAAAAAAUAUAAAAUAACAGUUGAUUGUAUGAACUGUGUGUGUGUCUGUUUGGUGUGUGUUAUCUGUCCUACUUUGUGUUGGCUCUAUCUUGUUACUUUCUCUGGUGUCCCUCAGGGCGAGGCAUCAAGCCUGAUCAGCAGGUUUUUUUUUUUUAAUUAUUUGUUCCCAACAACAGUCGAGGGUGAAAUUCACGCUGCCGUCGCUCAGAUUAAAAACUGUCUGAUGAUCUCGGUCGACUGUAAACCUUAAGUCCCACUAAAGUGCAUUUCAGCAGUUAUCAUCUCGCAGAGUAAACAAGCAGUUAGGAGGAAAAUGUGUUUACACAGAUUGUGCAAACAGCAGACCGAUAACAGCUGAAUAAAAAGGGCAAAUGGUAGAGAGUGUUAGCUAAAAAACAAUCACCGAACAAUGUCUGAAAUGGCAUUUAUUGUUUUAAAAAGGCUUUAUUUUGCCCACAUGAUCAUAAUUUCAUACCACUGUGACACCAACAGAAGAGGAAACAACAACAAUAAACAAACAAACAACCUUUCAGUAAAUGUAUGAAGAAAUAAAGUUCAAUGUUUAA